This is a messenger RNA of Achroia grisella, 1621 nucleotides long. Its product is annotated as general transcription factor 3C polypeptide 5-like. The record is from RefSeq and is a predicted model, not a curated record. Lineage: Eukaryota; Metazoa; Arthropoda; Insecta; Lepidoptera; Pyralidae. Gene Ontology annotation, cellular component: transcription factor TFIIIC complex. Gene Ontology annotation, biological process: transcription initiation at RNA polymerase III promoter.
UGUUACCAACAGUAUCAAUCGUUGCGCGUGUCACGAUAAUGUGAACGUACAGGCCAUACUUUGUUUAUUUUGUAUAUAUUAAUAGGUUAUGCCUGUCUAAAUUGGACGAAUUUUAUAACCACUACAACAAUAUUAAUAGAAACACUUGUUUAUAUUAUGAAUGAGUUACAAUUUUAAAUAAAUCCUGCUCAUUAACUUUACCAUUGAAGUUACGGGAUUAUGGAAAACAAUAAUAGACAAUUGGUGUGCAUACAGUUUCCUGGGAUUGUCAAAAAUGAUGAAAAGGCCCUGGAAUGUUUGGGUGGAAUCAAAAAUAUAUCGCAGGUCUAUUCACAUCCAAAUAAGAAACGUCUAGGCUUGUGCUUUCAGCCAGACAAUCCUUGUAAAAAAAUAUAUGCAGAUGCUAAGCCUACAGCUGGUGUUGUGAUAAAAGUUAAAGUGAAAACAACUAAUAAAAACAAUGAAAUAAAGAAAGAACUUGUGUCUGCUACAAUUGUUGGAAGAGUGAGCAAAAUCUUCAAAUUUGAAUCUAUGUGUGACUUCCAGUAUCUUCCUGUUAAGGAAAACCCGGGGUCUAGUCAAGGGCAAUGCCUGUUGGAAAAGUUGCUACCAACAGGCUUAGAUGAAAUUAGUUUCAUGUCAGAACCUGCAGAACUAUUUAUUGUUCCAUCACACUUUACAAGAUCUGAUAAACCAAUAGGCUAUAUGUACACAGACAAACGGUAUCAAGAAAAGAAGUCAAAUUCAGAUAAUGAAGAUAACCUUCAUUAUAGAUUGAGACUGGAGAGAGGUAUGCCCACAGCUGGUAUACCCUUCAAUCUAAUUGACAAUUUACCUACAGACCCACAAGAAUUUUAUUUAAAACAGAAAAUUGAAAGAAUGUUAGUUUAUCCUUUAAUACAAAAUGAAUAUGAACUUAUUCAAAAGAUGUUUGAGGAAAGACCUAUUUGGUCAAUGAAUUUAAUUAAAUACCACAGCAAAGUUAGGACACCUUCAUUGAAAAUAAUUUUGCCGUGUUUGGCAUUUUAUAUGAAAUCUGGCCCUUGGAAAAUGCUGUGGGUGAAGUAUGGAUACGAUCCCCGCAAAGACCCUGCUGCCCGGAUGUACCAGUCAUUAGAUUUUAGAGUACGGCAUACAGUGGGCGUACACUCUGUGGUUAUGACACGUGAGUACGCACAUUACAAACGAGCAGACCGCGUACGUAACGCCCAGAAACGGCGAAGAGUCAAUGAUCCCAACAGUGGGACUGAGGAAAUAUCGGAAGCUGCUGUUUAUUUCCGACCUGGGGUACCGCCAGCUCAGCGUCAAGUAUAUUAUCAGUUAUGUGAUAUUAAAUUACCAGAAGUUGAAGAGUUAUUGGCAAAAGAACCAUCACCUGGAUAUCUCUGUCAUCCUAAGCGCGGCUGGCUGCCGCCCAAAGGCGAGGAGACGUGUCGCGACCACAUGUUCGAAUACCUUAAACAGAUGGUGAAAUCGAAUUAUACUGCUGAAAUGAAAUUUGAGGAUGGAAGUAGCGAUGAAGAGAACUCGGAGGAUGAUGGUAGCGGAGCCACGGGAACCGAAGUUGACGAAGGCCAAUAAAUAUAUAACAUAAGAAUAAAAAUAUUAUUUCAUAACCGUC